AUGUCGUUUUCCGACUUCAGCUCGCUCCGCGGCGCGUUGGGAGAAGAGAAAGCGCCGGGGACUCCCCGGAGAGCGGACGCUGCCUUCGAAUGCCGCAUGAUUGGCUGGAGCCCCCGCCCUCCGCCGUGGGAUGGAGAAGAUUUGACGGUCUUCGCCGAGCCGAAGCAGGACAGCGGCGCCACCGCUGCAGCCGCGAGGCCGUCUAUAAUGAGCCGACGUCCCGCCACGGCGGCGGCGAUCCGCAACUUCAAGCUGAAGCUGCGGAUUUUCCCCAACCGCGGGCGGGAUGAUUCUUCCGCCGCAUCUUCUCCUUCAGCAGCAGUUGUGGUUUCUCCAGCGGCGGCGACCCCUGCUUCCGCCGGCGCUCUCACGACCACUAAUAAGAGUCCCAGCGGCCGCCGUUGGAGUCCCGGUACGGUUUUCGCCGCUUCCCCGCGGGCGUCCCGUUCAGAAGGAAACGUCGUGCCACCGGAAGGAUCCAGCGAGGGCGUCCCGUCGCCAAGUCGUAUCAAGCCGCGCAACAGUCUGAGUUUGUUGAGAGGGGUGGCGGGAUCCGCUGGCGCCGGCGCCACUGGCAGCGGGGCAAUUCCGAAGUCUUGGUGGCGGGAACCAGCAACGGGAGGUGCGGCAGGAGGUGCGGCAGGAGGUGCGGCAGGAGGUGCAGCGGGAGUUAGAAUGCUGCCGAUUGGAGAGGCGGAAAGGCGAGAAGGGGGAUGGGAGAAACGAGUGGAUGGAAUGGAGGGGGAAGGUGGAACGGAGGAGGAAGGACGAAUGGAGUCAUUGCGCAUGUGUAGCUUAAGUAGCGGCGUGGGGGUGGCUUGUGAGUUGACUCAAAAGUCAACCGAGUCAUGGCGCAUGUGCAGCUUGAGUAGCGGCGUGGGGGUGAUUGAAGGAGAGGCGUUGACCUGUACUCUAGCAGAUGCUGGGGAGGAAAGUGCAGAGGAAAGGGGGGAAGGUGGGAAGGAAAGGGAGGGAGGUAGGAGCAGGAGGAGGAGCAUCAGCUGA
Closterium sp. Naga37s-1 is the source of this 1005-nucleotide messenger RNA. The record is from the annotation of a GenBank genome assembly. Lineage: Eukaryota; Viridiplantae; Streptophyta; Zygnematophyceae; Desmidiales; Closteriaceae.